AUGCGUGGCCAGGCAAUAGAGGCAGGUUGUUUGGUUCCCCCACUUCAAUCCCUCAACAAGCCAGCGUCGCUGCGACGUUUAGUCUUGGCUCAGCAGCCGUCAGCGAUGGAGCUUCCUCUUGCGUCUCCCGCCAGCUGCGAGUUGCGGUCUGUUAUUCGUUUCCUGGUUGCUAAGAAGAAAUCGGCGAAGGAAAUUCACGAAGAACUUUGUCAAGUUUAUGGAGAAGAGUGUAUGAGCUCAGGGAUGGUGUGCAGAUGGGUCAGGGACUUUAAAAAUGGCCGAACAGACGUCCACGACGAAGCCCAUGCAGGGCGGCCAUUGGUUUCCAACAAAACAAUUGCCAAAGUCGAAGCGGCAAUGCUUGAAGAUCGACGGAUUACAGUUCAGGAGCUGCACGAAAAGAUUCCGGAGGUCAGCAAAACCACAAUUGACAAGAUUUUGACUGAACAUUUAGGCUAUUCAAAGGUUUGCGCAAGAUGGGUACCAAAAAUGCUCACUGCAGACCACCAGUGGCAGCGGGAUGAAGCGGCCAAAGAAUUUCUCGCUUUUCACGGAACAACCGAAGAGGAAUUUCUGGACUCUAUUGUUACUGGUGACGAGACCUGGGUACACUACACCACACCGGAAACAAAAAAGCAAUCCAAGCAGUGGAAGCACCCUUCUUCGCCAAAAGCAAAGAAGUUCAAACAAAUCCUGUCUGCCGGGAAAAUCAUGGCUGGCGUUUUUUGGGAUCGAAAGGGCAUAUUGUUGUGA
Messenger RNA from Uloborus diversus, 753 nucleotides. Its product is annotated as protein GVQW3-like. NCBI's taxonomy places the organism in Eukaryota, Metazoa, Arthropoda, Arachnida, Araneae, Uloboridae. The record is from RefSeq and is a predicted model, not a curated record. The coding region runs from base 1 to 753 and encodes 250 amino acids. The transcript has a single exon. Gene Ontology annotation, molecular function: nucleic acid binding.